Messenger RNA from Lachancea sp. 'fantastica', 1473 nucleotides. The record is from the annotation of a GenBank genome assembly. NCBI's taxonomy places the organism in Eukaryota, Fungi, Ascomycota, Saccharomycetes, Saccharomycetales, Saccharomycetaceae.
AUGCCCAAGGAGAACUUAAUCUUCAAGCUAGACAAUCUGGAAUAUCAAUUCCACCAUCUGAAUGGCACUUUGAAUGAUUUCAAGCCCCGGUUGAAGAACACCGCACGUACAUUCAAUGCUAAAGGAAAGAAAACGUCAAAAAAAAUCAGCAAGCUGCUUGAGUCUGCGAAUUUGAAUGAAACCAAUGUGCAAUUGACGUCUUUGCGAGCUGAAAUUGUACAGAAGAAAGCAUUUCACUUGGAAAACAAGUUGACAAGCUUGCUAGAGAAAACGCUUCAACAGCAGUAUUCCACUCUUUUGAAAAAACACAACCAGAAAAACGAAGAUAAGCUCAAAACUCUCAAAACGCUUGACGAAAAAUACACGUUGCCCGUUUUCUGUAAGCUGUUUGCGAAAUCGAGGGUUUGUAAGCUUCUGGUAGCUAAAAUCACACCAACCAAGACGGCCAAAGCUGAUCCACCAGUCUGGUUUAAAGACAGUGAGUAUUUCUUAGCAGCUCAAGAUAAGACCCACACUUACAAUCCAAGUCGUGUUUGGAAUGAAGUGGUGGUAUCCACAAGCGGGUGCGAGAAACUUCUCAGCCAAACGAUGGCCGGACCCAAAAUCAAAGAACUGAUGUCUGCUUUUGACAGUGGCAUGGAUAUGUUUCUCAACAAUAAAAAAACCAAAGAGGUUGAGCUUCCGAGCGUGUCUGCGAAGAAGGAAGAAGCCGAAGAAUCGGACUCAGAUUCAGGUUCUGAGUCUGAAGAAAGUGAUGAUGAUGGUUCCAACGCCGAAGUGCCUGAAGAUGUUGAUGAGGAUGAAAUUUUGAAACAGUACGAAGGCUUGCUAGUAGGUUCAGAUGACGAGGAUAACGAUGUUGCAGCUUCAUCUCUCGAUCCCACAAUAAACUACAACGAGAUCACGGACGAAGAGCCAAGUGAAGAUUCCGAGGGAGAAGACGACCUUGCGUCGAGUGAAGACUCAGACUCAGACUCAGAAGACAAGCCUGCGUCCAAGCGUCAAAAAACUGAAAAGGCGCCAGGAAAGGAUAAAAAAACCACGAAAAAGGCUGUUUUGCCCGAAUUAAUGGCUGGCUACUACAGUGGAGGUUCAGAUGAUGAGUUUUCAGACGCUGAUGUGGCGCCGGAACCGAUCGAUAAUGCUCCUAAGCGCAAGAACAGAAGAGGGCAACGUGCGCGUCAAAAGAUCUGGGAGAAGAAGUUUGGUAAGACCGCUAACCAUGUUCAAAAGCGGAUGCAGGAGGCACAGUCCGAAAGACAACAGAGACAAGUCGAAUACGAACAGAGGGUCGCUAAGCGUGAAAGCAAAGCUCGCGAAAGAGAAGAGGCCCAGGCUCGUCAUAAUAGCGAACAAAAACGUCCUGAACAGAUUUCAAAAUCCACACAAGUCCAUCCCUCUUGGGAGGCAAAGAAGCAGGCAGAAGAAAAACAGAAAGCCGCCAAGUUUCAAGGUAAGAAGAUCGUCUUUUGA